Dicrocoelium dendriticum is the source of this 1304-nucleotide messenger RNA. The record is from the annotation of a GenBank genome assembly. Lineage: Eukaryota; Metazoa; Platyhelminthes; Trematoda; Plagiorchiida; Dicrocoeliidae.
AUUUACCGGCGAUGUGGAAUUGCAAAGCUUAGACAAGGAAGAUGCGUUGAUAUCCUUUGAAGAACACAUUUGCAUGUUGGAGCAGCAGCAUGAUGAGGAACGUGAACGAGAGCGACGCAAACAGAAACGUGUGCAACGAAAAAAUCGCGAAGCUUUUAUCGUAUUACUGGAUGAAUUGCAUGAACAGAAAAUGCUUACAUCAACAUCCCUGUGGAAGGACUUGUAUUCCGUCAUCAGCAAAGAUGAUCGGUUUUAUAAAAUGUUGGCUCAACGUGGAUCCACGCCGUUGGAUCUUUUUAAAUUUUACGUCGAAGCAUUGAAAGCUCGCUAUCCCGCCGAGCGUAAAAUUGUUAAAGAAAUCGUGAAGGACCACGGUUACGUGGUCGAUGUAUCAACCAAUUUCGUGGAUUUCGCUGCGUUCAUUGAAAAAGACGAACGAAGCGCCGGCAUAGACGAUGGCAAUCUGCGUAUGGCAUUUGACAGUCUACUGGAAAAGGCACAUGGACGCGAACGUGAACGUCAGCGUGACGAUGCUCGUCGCCUUCGGAAGAUGGAGCAAAGCUUUCGUGACAUGUUGUCUUCAGCAAAUUUUACUGAUUCCGAUGUAACCUGGGAAGAAGUUCGCAAUCGUUUCGCAAGCCAUCCCGCUUUUAUUGCUCUUUCUCUAGAAUCGGAGCGCAUCCGGAUCUUCAAGGAAUUUAUAAUUUCAUUACAGUCAGCCGAAGAUGCAGAGGGAGGGAAAUCUCGUCGUGCUCGUGGGGAGAAAUCUCGAAACAAAGCAGAACUCACUGAUAGGUCUGAAAGGCAUGAAAAACAUCGAAAGAGACCUGCUUCCACCUCUCCCGAUCCCUCAGAGGCCAGUGCGACAAAUCAGUCAGACAUAGAGACAGGUACCGCUUCUGGUAAACGAAAACAUCGCAAGUCUAAGAAAUCGAAGAAAAAGAAGAAAACCAAACAUCAUAAGCAUCGAAAGUCCAGCGGUCGACAGGGUGGUGAGGAAGAACUGGAAGAGGGAGAGGCCGCUGAUGAUGACGAUGAAGAUGAGGACGAUACGGGUAGCGUUGACCACACUUCUCGUCGACAUCGUCGUAAACGAAAUCAUCAUCGCAGUAAUUCUUCAGAUCCGGAAGAUGGUGAAGAAGUUGACAGCGGAAGCGAAGGGGAAGUGUAUGAACACGAAGGAAAACGCAAGCGACAUCGAUGACUUACUUCAGACUACUUGUAACCGGGGCACUUUGUUUAACCGAGUUCUUUUUUCUUGUUUGUGCGCCAAUCAUCCUUGUGCAAAUAAAUGUUCCUGCUCG